Molecule: messenger RNA, 399 nt
Organism: Microthlaspi erraticum
Lineage: Eukaryota; Viridiplantae; Streptophyta; Magnoliopsida; Brassicales; Brassicaceae
Source: the annotation of a GenBank genome assembly
AUGGUACGCGAGUUUCAAUCCGUGAUUGGGAAAGAGACGAGAAGGCAAGCGAGUCAGCUAUGGGGUGGUAAGCCUGAUGUGCUGGUGGCUUGUGUGGGGAGUGGCUCAAACGCCUUAGGUUUGUUCCAUGAGUUUGUUGGAGAGGAGGAUGUACGGUUAGUCGGAAUCGAGGCGGCAGGGCUUGGUCUAGAUUCAGGGAAACAUUCAGCUACUUUGGCCGUUGGGGAUAUUGGUGUAUACCAUGGUACCAUGAGCUAUUUAUUGCAAGAUGAUCAAGGUCAGAUACUUAGACCACAGUCCAUAGGAGUAGGGUUAGAGUAUCCCGGAGUUGGACCGGAGAUUAGCUUUCUGAAAGAAACCGUGAUUGGCCAAAUGAUAUGUCACCUUUUCCCUGCUUGA